Loxodonta africana (African savanna elephant) is the source of this 13583-nucleotide messenger RNA. It is a transcript of the gene LYST, whose product is annotated as lysosomal trafficking regulator. The transcript is spliced from 54 exons. The record is from RefSeq and is a predicted model, not a curated record. NCBI's taxonomy places the organism in Eukaryota, Metazoa, Chordata, Mammalia, Proboscidea, Elephantidae. Bases 184 to 11754 code for a protein of 3856 amino acids. Gene Ontology annotation, molecular function: protein binding.
GUGGCGGCGGCGGCAGCGGCGACGACUCGGGAUUUUCUGGUGAGGGGGAGCGUGAGGCGGCAGCGGCGACGGCGGCUACUGAGCAGGUGAAGUUUUCUUCUAAGAAGAUUUGGUUCUUCUAUUUCAUGAGUUCAAAUUAUAAAGAUUCUAAAUGUUACAGAAGUGUUGAAAUACUGCUCGGUCAUGAGCACCAACAGUAACUUACUGGCACGUGAAUUUCUGACCGAUGUCAACCGGCUUUGCAAUGCUGUGGUCCAGAGGGUGGAGGCCAGGGAGGAGGAAGAGGAGGAGACACACAUGGCAACCCUUGGGCAGUACCUUGUUCAUGGUCGAGGAUUUCUGUUACUUACCAAGCUAAAUUCUAUCAUUGAUCAGGCAUUAACAUGUAGAGAAGAACUCCUUACUCUUCUUCUUUCACUCCUACCACUGGUGUGGAAGAUCCCAGUUCAAGAAGAAAAGGCGACAGAUUUUAAUCUGCCUUUCUCAGCUGAUAUAAUCCUGACCAAAGAAAAGAUCUCAAGUUCACAAAGACCUCCUCAGGACAAAUUAUAUUUAGAAGGAAGUACCCCAUGUGGUCAGGUUUCUGCAAAAGUAAACAUUUUUCCAAAAAGCAGACGUCAGCGUAAAACAACCCAUCGCUAUUCUAUAAGAGAUGCAAGAAAGACACAGCUCUCUACUUCAGAUUCAGAAGCCAAUUCAGAUGAAAAAAGUAUCACAAUGAAUAAGCACAGGAGGCCUCAUCUGCUACUGCAUUUUGUAACACAGCCUCCUAAAGAAGACCACCUCACAGCUGAAGUCGACCACUCAGCAACCAAAGAAGGACAGACUCCUCCUGAUACCAUGGCUUUAGAAAAUUCCAGAGAGAUUAUUCCAAGACAGGAGUCAAACACUGACAUUUUAACUGAGCCAGCUGCCUUGUCUGUUAUCAGUAACAUGAACAAUUCUCCAUUUGACUUAUGCCGUGUUUUGUUAUCUUUAUUAGAGAAAGUUUGUAAGUUUGAUAUAACCUUGAAUCAUAGUUCUGCACUAGCAGCCAGUGUAGUGCCCACGCUGACUGAAUUCCUUGCAGGCUUUGGGGACUGUUGUAAUCUAAGCAACAAUUUGGAGAAUCAAGUGGUUUCUGCAGGUUGGACUGAAGAACCGGUGGCUUUGAUUCAACGGAUGCUGUUUCGAACAGUGCUGCAUCUUAUGUCAGUAGAUAUUAGUACUGCAGAGACGAUGCCCGAAAGCCUUAGAAAAAAUUUAACUGAGUUACUUAGGGCAGCUUCAAAAAUUAGAGCCUGUCUGGAAAAGCAGCCUGACCCUUUUGCACCAAGACAAAAGAAAACACUACAGGAGGUUCGGGAAGAUUUUGUGUUUUCAAAAUACCGUCACAGAGCCCUUCUGUUGCCUGAGCUUCUGGAAGGAGUUCUACAGAUUCUGAUCUGUUGUCUUCAAAGUGCAGCCUCAGAUCCCUUCUACUUCAGUCAAGCCAUGGACUUGCUUCAAGAAUUCAUUCAACAUCAUGGGUUUAAUUUAUUUGAAACAGCAGUUCUUCAAAUGGAAUGGCUGGUUUUAAGAGAGAGAGUCCCUGCGGAGGCCUCAGAACAUUUGAAAGCCUUGAUAAAUGGUGUGAUGAAAAUAAUCAGCACUGUCAAAAAAGUGAAAUCAGAGCAACUUCAUCAUUCAGUGUGUACAAGGAAAAGGCACAGACGCUGCGAAUAUUCUCACUUUAUGCAUCACCACAGAGAUCUCUCAGGUCUCCCGGUUUCGGCUUUUAAAAACCAGGUGUCCAAAAACCCAUUUGAAGAGACUGCAGACGGAGGCGUUUAUUAUCCUGAGCGGUGCUGUUGUAUUGCAGUGUGUGCUCAUCAGUGCUUACACUUACUACGACAGGUGUCCUUGAGCAGUACUUGUGUCCAGAUUCUAUCAGGUGUUCAUAGUGUCGGAAUAUGCUGUUGUAUGGAUCCCAAAUCUGUAAUCGUUCCUUUGCUCCAUGCUUUUAAAUUGCCAGCACUGAAAAAUUUUCAGCAGCAUAUAUUGAAUAUUCUUAACAAACUUAUCUUGGAUCAGUUAGGAGGAGCAGAGAUAUCGCAAAAAAUUAAGAAAGCAGCUUGCAAUAUUUGUACAGUUUACUCUGAUCAACUGGCCAAGUUAGAAGAGACACUGCAGGGCAACACAUGUGAUGCUGAAUCUUCAUCAAGUUUGUCCAGCCCUUCUUACAGAUUCCAAGGGAUCCUGCCCAGCAGUGGGUCUGAAGACUUGCUGUGGAAAUGGAAUGCAUUAGAGACUUAUCAGAACUUUGUUUUUGAAGACGACAAAUUGCAUAGCAUACAGAUUGCAAAUCACAUUUGCAGUUUAAUCCAGAAGGGCAAUGUAGUUGUGCAGUGGAAAUUGUAUAAUUAUAUAUUUAAUCUCAUGCUCCAAAGAGCAGUUGAGCUAGCUCGUCACUGUCAGCACCUAAGCAUUACUACAGCUCGAACUCACGUGUGUAGCCAUCACAGCCAGUGUUUGCCUCAGGAAGUGCUUGAGAUUUACUUAAAAACCCUGCCCACCCUGCUGAAAUCCAGGGCAAUAAGAAAUUUGUUUUUAAGUUGUAAUGGAGUAAAUCAAAUAAUUGAAUUAAAUUACUUAGAUGGUAUUCGAAGUCAUUCCCUCAAAGCAUUUGAAACUCUGAUAAUCAGCCUAGGGGAACAGCAGAAAGAUGCUUCAGUUCCAGGUACUGAUGGGCUAGACAGCGAACAGAAGGAGUCAUCAUCUGUAAUUGUAGGUACUUCUUUUCAUAACCAGCAAGUUUAUUCAGAUUCUCCUCAGAGCCUCAGCAAAUUUUAUACUGACCUCAAAGACGCUUAUCCAAAGAAAUGGAAGACUGUUAAUCAGGAUGUUCAUAUCAACACAAUAAACCUAUUUCUCUGUGUGGCAUUUUUAUGCGUGAGUAAAGAAGCAGAAUCUGAUAGGGAUUCCGCCAAUGACUCAGAAGAUACUUCUGGCUAUGACAGUACAGCAAGUGAGCCUUUGAGUCAUAUGCUGCCAUCCUUAUCUCUUGAGAGCCUGGCCUUGCCUUCUCCUGAACACAUGCACCAAGCAGCAGACAUUUGGUCAAUGUGCCGCUGGAUCUACAUGUUGAGCUCAGUCUUCCAGAAGCAGUUUUAUAGGCUUGGUGGCUUCCAAGUGUGUCAUAAAUUAAUAUUUAUGGUAAUACAUAAACUAUUCAGAAGUCAUGAAGAAGGACAAGAAAAAAAGCAGGAAGGUAUAAAUGUAAAUGAAAGCCAAGCUUUAAGCAGAACUUCUCAAUCUGAGAUAGCUAUAGAGGAAGAUUUAUUAUCUUUGACUGUAAAAAUUGACCCCACUCCAUCAGAACUGAGUAGCCUAAGAAAGAGUGCUGAUGGUUUAGGUAAAUUAGAGUCACAGCAGAUUUUUCCCACAAAUGUGGAAAAAAUUUCAGCUGCAGAAGUUGCUUCUAAGGAUGCAAAGGUAUUUACGAGUCAAGAAAAUGAGACCUCACUUCAGAGCAUACGACUUUUGGAAGCCCUUCUGGCCAUCUGUCUACAUAGUGCCAGGACUACUCAACAAAAGAUGGAAUUGGGGUUACCAAAUCAGAACUUGUCUGUGGAAAAUAUAUUGCUUGAAAUGAGGGACCAUCUUUUCCAGUCAAAGGUGACUGAAACAGAAUUAGCAAAGCCUUUAUUUGAUGCCCUGCUUCGAGUUGCCCUGGGGAAUCACUCAGCAGAUUUUGAACCUAGUGAUGCUACGACUGAGAAGAGCCACCAGUCUGAAGAAGAAUUGUCAUCCCAGACUGGAGAUUUUUCAGAAGAAACUGAGGACUCUCAAGGCUGUAGUUUUAAACUUUUCGUUGAAGAAGAAGGUUAUGAGGCAGAUAGUGAAAGCAAUCCUGAGGAUGGUGAAAGCUGGGAUGAUGGGGUAGACUUAAAGCCUGAGGCAGAAGGUUUCAGUGCAUCAAGCUGUCCAAGUUACUUCCUUGAAAACCUCACUCAAGGGGAAAUAAUAUAUCCAGAGAUUUGUAUGCUGGAAUUAAGUUUACUUUCUUCUAGCAAAGCCAAACUUGAUGUGCUUACUCAUGUCUUCGAGAGUUUUUUGAAAAUCAUCAGGCAGAAAGAAAAGAAUAUUUUUCUGCUCAUGCAACAGGGAACUGUGAAAAAUCUGUUAGGAGGGUUCUUAAGUAUUUUAAUUCAGGCCGAUGCUGAUUUCCAAGCAUGCCAGAGAGUGCUGGUGGAUCUUUUGGUAUCUUUGAUGAGUUCAAGAACAUGUUCGGAAGACCUAACCCUUCUUUUGAGGAUAUUUCUGGAGAAAUCUCCUUGUACAGAAAUUCUUCUUCUGGGUAUUCUGAAAAUUGUUGAAACCGAUAUUUCCAUGUGCCCUUCCCAGUAUCUAACCUUCCCUUUACUGCAUACCCCAAAUGUAAGCAAUGGUGUUUCAUCACAGAAGGGUCUUGGAAUUCUGAACAGUAAGGCCGUGGCAUUAUUGAGAAGAGCACGAGUUUCUCGGAGCAAGAAAGAGACUGACAGUGAAAACUUUCCCCACCAGCUGCUUUCCUCUUGGCACAUAGCCCCAAUCCACUUGCCAUUGCUGGGGCAAAACUGCUGGCCACACCUGGCGGAGGGCUUCAGUGUGUCCUUGUGGUUUAAUGUGGAGUGUAGCCAUGAGACUGAGAGUCUCAUAGAAAAAGGAAAGAAGAUGAAGAAAAGAAACAAAUCAGCAAUUGUAUGGGAUAGCAGUUUUGGUGGAACAGAGAGCAACAGACCAGAAGAUGCACAGUACAUAAAUCCUGGUGAAAAACUCAUAGAAGAAGGCUCUAUUCACGUGAUUUCCCUGGGCUCCAAAGCGUUGAUGAUCCAAGUGUGGGCUAACCCUCACAAUGGCACUUUUAUCUUUCGUGUGUGCAUGGAUUCAAAUGAUGACACGAAGCCAGUUUUACUAGCACAGGUUGAAUCACAGGAGAAUGUUUUCCUUCCAAGCAAAUGGCAGCAUUUAGUACUCACCUACGUACAGCAGCCCCAAGGGAAGAAGAACAUCCACGGGAAACUCUCCAUGUGGGUCUCUGGACAGAGGAAGACUGAUGUUACUUUGCAUUAUAUGCUUCCAAGAAAAACAAGUUUGUCGUCUGAUAGUAAUAAAACAUUUUGCAUGAUCGGCCAUUGUUUGUCAUCCCAAGAAGAAUGUUUGCAAUUGGCUGGAAAAUGGGACCUGGGAAAUGUGCUCCUCUUCAAUGGAGCUAAGAUUGGUUCACAAGAAGCCUUUUAUCUAUAUGCUUGUGGACCCAACCAUACAUCUAUAAUGCCGUGUAAAUAUGGCAAGCCAGUGAAUGAUUACUCCAAAUACAUUAGUAAAGAAAUACUGCGAUCUGAACAAAUCAGAGAACUUUUUAUGACCAAGAAAGAUGUGGAUGUUGGUCUCUUAAUUGAAAGCCUUUCAAUAGUUUAUACACCUUACUGUCCUGCUCAGUAUACCAUCUACGAGCCAGUUAUCAGACUUAAAGGUCAGAUGAAAACCCAACUCUCUCAAAGACCCUUCAGCUCAAAAGAAGUUCAGAGCAUCUCGUUGGAGCCUCAUCAUCUAAAGAAUCUCCGGCCUACUGAGUGUAAAACUAUACAAGGCGUUCUGCACGAGAUUGGUGGGACUGGCAUAUUUGUUUUUCUUUUUGCCAGGGUUGUUGAGCUCAGUAGCUGUGAAGAAACUCAAGCCUUAGCACUACGAGUUAUACUCGCAUUAACUAAAUACAACCAACAAAGAAUACAUGAAUUAGAAAAUUGUAAUGGCCUUUCCAUGAUUCAUCAGGUGUUGAUCAAACAAAAAUGCAUUGUUGGCUUUCAUAUUUUGAAGACCCUUCUUGAAGGUUGCUGUGGUGAAAAUAUAAUUCAUGUCACUGAGAAUGGAGAGUUUCAGUUGGAUGUAGAGUCUAAUGCUAUAAUCCAAGAUGUUAAACUAUUAGAGGAGCUGUUAUUUGACUGGAAGAUAUGGAAUAAAGCAGAGCAAGGUGUUUGGGAAACUCUGCUAGCAGCUCUAGAAGUCCUCAUCAGAGCAGACCACCACCAGCAGAUGUUUAAUAUGAAGCAGUUAUUGAAAGCGCGAGUGGUUCAUCACUUUCUACUGACUUGUCAGGUUUUGCAGGAACACAAAGAGGGGCAACUUACGUCCAUGCCCCGAGAGGUUUGUAGAUCAUUUGUGAAAAUUAUAGCAGAAGUCCUUGGAUCUCCCCCAGAUUUGGAAUUAUUGACAAUUAUCUUCAAUUUCCUUUUAGCAGUUCACCCUCCUACUAAUACUUACGUUUGUCACAACCCCACAAACUUCUACUUUUCUUUGCAUAUAGAUGGUAAGAUCUUUCAGGAGAAAGUCCAGUCAAUCAUAUACCUAAGGCAUUCCAGCAGUGGAGGGAAGUCCGCUACUAGUCCUGAAUUUGUGGUAAUAAGUCCGUCUCGCUUUACCGCUUCACCUUCUGAAGGAAACAAUUCCUCCAGCAUUAUUCCACAACGUAUGACUGCUCACAUACUGCGUUCUAGAAGCCUACCAGCAUUUCCUACUUCUUCACCAUUAAAGCAGCCACAAAAACUGACCACAAGUUUGGAUUGUAGUAUUGACAAGUUACAAAAUAUUGCAGAUAAUUAUGUUGCUACCCCACCAGAGAAAUGGAAUCCUCUGGGGAGUUCUGAGAUGCUGAAAAAAGGCAAAGAGGAUGCAUUCAUCAGUAGCUGUGAGUCUGCAAAAACUGUUUGUGAAAUGGAAGCUGUCCUUUCAGCCCAAACCUCUGUCAAUGGUGUCCCAAAAGGAAAAUUGGUGUUUCCAGUGGUCAAAGUAGAUCAUAAAGAGAUGGGAUCAGAACGCAGAUCAGACGAUGACAGUCCUGGGGAUGAGUCCUGCCCACGCCGACCUGAUUUCCUAAAGGGGCUUGCCUCAUUCCAGCAAAGCCACAGCACUAUUGCAAGCCUAGGGUUAGCUUUUCCCUCGCAGAAUGGAUCUGCAGCUGUUGGCCGUUGGCCAAGUCUUGUUGAUAGGAGCACUGAUGAUUGGGAAAACUUUGCCGUUUCUCUUGGUUAUGAGCAGAACUACAACCGAACUGCAAAUGCUCACAGUGUAACUGAAGACUGCUUGGUACCUAUCUGCUGUGGAUUAUAUAACCUCCUAAGUGGAGUUCUUCUUAUCCUGCCUGAUGUUAUGCUCGAAGAUGUGAUGGACAAGCUCAUUCAGGCAGAUAUACUCUUAGUCCUUGUUAACCACCCAUCACCUGCUAUACAACAAGGAGUUAUUAAACUAUUAGAUGCAUAUUUUAAUAGAGCAUCUAAGGAACAAAAAGAUAAAUUUCUGAAGAAUCGGGGCUUUUCCUUGUUAGCCAACCAGCUGUACCUUCAUCGGGGAACUCAAGAAUUGUUAGAAUGCUUCAUUGAAAUGUUCUUUGGUCGUCGUAUUGGCCUUGAUGAAGAGUUUGAUCUGGAAGAUGUGAAAAACAUGGGACUUUUUCAGAAGUGGUCUGUCAUUCCAAUUCUGGGACUAAUAGAGACCUCUCUAUAUGACAACAUACUAUUGCAUAAUGCUCUUUUACUUCUUCUCCAAAUUUUAAAUUCUUGUUCUAAGGUAGCAGAUCUGUUGUUGGAUAAUGGUCUUCUCUAUGUGUUGUGUAACACAGUAGCAGCCCUGAAUGGAUUAGAAAAGAGCAUUCCUUUGAAUGAAUACAAAUUGCUUGCUUGUGAUAUACAACAACUUUUCAUAGCGGUUACAAUUCAUGCUUGCAGUUCCUCAGGCUCACAGUAUUUUAGGGUUAUUGAAGACCUUAUUGUACUGCUUGGAUAUCUUCAAAACAGCAAGAACAAGAGGACACAAACUAUGGCUGUUGCACUGCAGUUUAGAGUUCUGCAGGCUGCUGUUGAGUUUAUAAGGACCACUGCAAAUCAGGACUCUGAAAACCUUACCAAUUCCUUCCAGUUACCUUCUGCUCCCCAUCAUACAAUGUUUCAAAAGCAGAAAACCAUUGCUGAUUCAGGUCCAAUGCAGGGUUCCAAUAAUCCUCAUCUACCAAGACGUCAUUUUGGUUCCUGUGGUCAGCUUCCAAUGCACGUCUCCUUCAGUCUGUUAAAUCAGGAUUCAUCCCCCUCGUUUUCUCCUGGAUCCGCUACCUAUGAAUUACCUCCUGGAGCAGGUCCUCGAAAAUUUUCUCUUGCUCAAACUGAGUCUCUUCUGAUAAAAAUGCGUUCAGUGGCAAGUGACGAGCUUCAUAUGAUGAUGCAACGGAGAAUGAGCCAGGAGAACCCUGUCCAGGCAACUGAAACAGAGCUGGCCCAGCGACUGCAGAGGCUCCUCGUUUUAGCAGUUAACAGGAUCAUUUAUCAAGAGUUUAAUCCAGAUGUUGUUGAUAUUUUGAGUACUCCAGAAAACAUAACUCAAAGCAAGAACUCAGUUCCCCAGACUGAAAUUUCUGAGGAGACUAUUCAUCAUGCACAGCCUUCUGUUUUCAAUCCAUUUCAGAAAGAAAUGUUCACCUAUCUGGUAGAAGGAUUCAAAGUGUCUAUUGGUUCAAAUAAAGCCAGUGGGUCUAAACAGCAGUGGACUAGAAUCCUGUGGUUUUGUAAGGACACCUUUCGAAUGCAGCUUGGGAGACUGCUAGUGCAUAUUUUGUCACCAAGCCACUCUUCACAAGAGAGAAAGCAAAUAUUUGAGAUAGUUCAUGAACCAAAUCAUCAGGAAAUUCUAAGAGACUGUCUCAGCCCAUCCCUGCAACAUGGAGCAAAGUUAGUUUUGUAUUUGUCAGAGUUGAUGCAUAAUCACCAAGAUGAGUUGACUAAAGAAGAACUGGACACAGCAGAAUUGCUUAUGAAUGCGUUAAAAUUAUGUGGUCAUAAAUGCAGCCCCCCUAGUGUAGCAACGAAGUCAGACCUUAUUAAGAUGAUCAAAGAGGAACAAAAGAAAUAUGAAACUGAAGAGGGUGUGAAUAAAGCCACCUGGCAGAAAACAGUUAAUAAUAAUCAACAAAGUCUCUUUCAGCGUCUAGAUUCAAAAUCAAAAGAUAUAUCUAAAAUAGCUGCAGAUAUCACCCAGGCUGUAUCACUCUCCCAAGGAAUUGAGAGAAAAAAGGUGAUUCAGCAUAUCAGAGGAAUGUAUAAAAUAGAUCUGAGUGCCAGCAGACAUUGGCAGGAACUUAUUCAACAACUGACCCAUGAUAGAGCAGUCUGGUAUGACCCCAUCUACUAUCCAGCCUCCUGGCAGUUGGAUCCAACAGAAGGACCAAAUCGAGAGCGGAGGCGUUUACAGAGAUGUUAUUUAACUAUUCCAAAUAAGUACCUCCUCCGGGACAGACAGAAAUCAGAAGAUCUUGUCAAACCACCGCUCUCUUACCUAUUUGAAGACAAAACUCAUUCUUCUUUCUCUUCCACUGUAAAAGACAAAGCUGCAAGUGAAUCUAUAAGAGUGAAUCGAAGAUGUAUCAGUGUUGCACCAUCUAGAGAGACAGCUGGUGAAUUGUUACUAGGCAAAUGUGGAAUGUAUUUUGUGGAAGACAAUGCUUCUGAUGCAGUUGAAAGCUCAAGCCUUCAGGGAGAGUUGGAACCAGCAUCAUUUUCCUGGACAUAUGAAGAAAUUAAAGAAGUUCAUAAGCGUUGGUGGCAAUUAAGAGAUAAUGCUGUAGAAAUCUUUUUAACAAAUGGCAGAACACUCCUGUUAGCAUUUGAUAACACCAAGGUUCGUGAUGAUGUCUACCACAGUAUACUAACAAAUAACCUCCCUAAUCUUCUGGAAUAUGGAAACAUCACCGCUCUGACAAACUUGUGGUAUGCUGGACAAAUUACUAACUUUGAGUAUUUGACUCACUUAAACAAGCACGCAGGCCGCUCCUUCAAUGACCUCAUGCAGUACCCAGUGUUCCCAUUUAUACUUGCCGACUAUGUUAGCGAAACACUGGACCUCAGUGACCCAUCCAUCUACAGAAAUCUCUCUAAGCCUAUAGCUGUGCAGUAUAAAGAAAAGGAAGAUCGUUAUGUGGACACAUACAAGUAUCUGGAAGAAGAGUACCGCAAAGGAGCCAGAGAAGAUGACCCCAUGCCUCCUGUGCAGCCCUAUCACUACGGCUCCCACUACUCCAACAGCGGGACUGUGCUCCACUUCCUGGUUAGGAUGCCCCCUUUCACGAAGAUGUUUUUAGCGUAUCAAGAUCAAAGUUUUGACAUUCCAGACAGAACUUUUCAUUCUACAAAUACAACUUGGCGCCUCUCAUCUUUUGAAUCCAUGACUGAUGUGAAAGAACUUAUACCAGAGUUUUUCUAUCUUCCAGAAUUCUUAGUUAACCGUGAAGGUUUUGAUUUUGGUGUGCGCCAGAAUGGUGAGCGGGUUAAUCACGUCAACCUGCCCCCGUGGGCACGUAACGAUCCUCGCCUUUUCAUCCUCAUCCAUCGCCAGGCUCUGGAGUCCGACUAUGUGUCCCAGAACAUCUGUCAGUGGAUUGACUUGGUGUUCGGGUAUAAGCAAAAGGGGAAAGCAUCCGUUCAAGCCAUCAAUGUUUUUCAUCCUGCUACAUACUUUGGAAUGGACGUCUCUGCAGUUGAAGAUCCCGUUCAGAGACGAGCACUGGAAACCAUGAUAAAAACCUACGGCCAGACCCCACGCCAGUUGUUCCACACAGCACACUCCAGCAGACCCGGAUCCAAGCUCAACAUUGAAGGAGAACUUCCUGCUGCCGUGGGAUUGUUAGUGCAGCUUGCUUUCAGGGAAACCCGAGAACAGGUCAAAGAAGUUACCUCUCCGAGUCCUUUGUCAUGGAUAAAAGCCUUGAAGUGGGGGGAGUAUGUAGGCUCCCCAAGUGCUCCAGUGCCUGUGGUCUGUUUCAGCCAACCUCACGGAGAAAGAUUUGGUUCUCUCCAGGCUCUGCCCACCAGAGCCAUCUGUGGCUUGUCCCGAAAUUUCUGUCUUCUGAUGACAUACAGCAAAGAACAAGGUGUGAGAAGCAUGAACAGUACUGACAUUCAGUGGUCAGCCAUCUUGAGCUGGGGAUAUGCUGAUAACAUUUUAAGGUUGAAGAGUAAACAAAGUGAGCCUCCAAUAAACUUCAUACAAAGUUCACAACAAUACCAGGUGACAAGUUGUGCCUGGGUCCCUGACAGUUGCCAGCUGUUCACCGGAAGCAGAUGUGGGGUCAUCACGGCCUACACAAACAGACUCACCAGCAGCACGCCAUCAGAGAUAGAAAUGGAGUCUCAGAUACAUCUGUAUGGGCACACGGAAGAGAUAACCAGCUUAUUUGUUUGCAAACCGUACAGCAUAAUGAUAAGUGUGAGCAGAGAUGGAACCUGCAUCAUAUGGGAUUUAAACAGGCUGUGCUAUGUUCAAAGUUUGGCUGGACACAAAAGCCCUGUCACGGCCGUCUCUGCCAGUGAAACUACCGGUGAUAUUGCUACUGUGUGUGAUUCAGCUGGCGGAGGCAGUGACCUCAGACUGUGGACAGUGAAUGGGGACCUCGUUGGACAUGUCCACUGCAGGGAGAUCAUCUGUUCUGUUGCUUUCUCCAACCAGCCUGAAGGAGUAUCUAUCAAUGUGAUUGCUGGGGGCUUAGAAAAUGGGAUUGUACGGUUAUGGAGCACAUGGGACCUAAAGCCUGUGCGGGAAAUUACAUUUCCUAAAUCACACAAGCCUAUUGUAAGCCUUACAUUUUCCUGUGAUGGCCACCACUUGUACACAGCCAACAGUGAGGGAACCGUGAUUGCCUGGUGUCGGAAGGACCAACAGCGCUUGAAACAGCCCAUGUUCUACUCUUUCCUCAGCAGCUACGCGGCCGGGUGACUGUGAGAGAACUUGGCAUUCUCCAGAGCACUAUGAGUCCAAACUACGUUUGGUGACUUCACCAGUUUUAGAAGAUUGACCUGAAGAAAUGGAUGACUAAUUACGUCAUCCGAAUAACGAUAGUCUGUUCAUCUGCACAAUAUUCUGGAGCCUCCAAGGUCCCGAGCAGGAAGUUUUGUUCUGAUCAGUGACGAUCUAGAGGGCUGGGGCGUGUGUACUAACCAACUAGCUUUAAGCCUUGCAUGGUAAAGUAAAAGCGUGUGCUUAAAGUUGUUUCCCACAAAGGUAAUCUAAAGAAAAGAUUAGGGUCUCCUUUUUGUAUUAUCCCAAAAGGGCCAGUAGUAUCUAAACUGGGAUAAUUGUUUAUAUAAAAUACUCUUAAAAAGUGUUAUAUUUUAAAAGUUCUGCCCUAAAAUAAUCCCACCCCCCCAAAAAAAAGAAAAGAAAAGGAUAAAGAAUUCAGGACUUGAUAAUUGCUUUCUUUGAGAAGCAGAUUGUUCAGUAGGUGCCUCUGCACCGAACAUUCUAUGGAAUAUCUGAUAUUAACAACAAACUACUGAUGAAUCUCAGUGUUGGCAGUUUUUGCCAGUUGCCUUCUUAGCUUAAAGUACAACUAGAAUUUUUUGACAGCCACAGAACGCAGGUAUCUUUGAUUUCAGACACAUCCUGUUUCUUCAUAAAAAUCUAACUUAAAAUCCAUAACACUAGAUGUUGAAUAUCCCUAGUUGAGUCAGUACAAUGAUAAUUUAUUUUACACCUGUCCUUCACAGAUCAUUGACUACUUCACAACCUGCAAUAGAAAGCCUUCACUAUGCAAAAAGUUCGCACAGACGUUAAUAGUGCAGCCUAGAGAAGUCAUUCACUCUAAUGUGCAGGAAGGGUUUCCAUCCCCAGGACAGAAUGAGAAGAGAAAAGGAGACAGCUUACUUUGUUUCAAACAGGAGGCUGGGUCAUACUUUCAGGAAACAAUACCCACUGUGUUUCUGCUAACUUCUAUCACCUGAGAAUUCCUAAACAUCUUGGAAUAGUCUCUGUCUACCAUGAUAUCAUGGCUUUGUUUUUCCCUGGGGUGCUGUUUUAUUGGCUUUGAAAGCACUGUAAAAUAAGCUCAGUAAUAUGUUACCACAGGAUAAAAAUAUGUAUUCCUGUCUAAGAAUAAGUUGCGCGUUUGUUAGGGAAAUUUAAUUUAUAUGGUGUUUACAGAACUACUUUUGUAAUUUCCAGACUUUCUAAAACAUUCUGCUUAAAACAGUACAAAAUGCAAUUCCAAAGUCUCUGCUGUCCAGAUAGGAACAAGAGGGAGCAAAUGGGUGCGGGCGCUUGUAGCUGUGAGCAGUGUAUGAUGGAAGAAUGUUUAGCAGCCUGGAUUAGACGGUGGUUUGCACAGGUUAGGUAUUAAUUCUGAGGUCCAAGUAGGUGCAGAGAUAAGAUUAUUCCUAUUCACGUUGAAGUGAUUUGCUUUGUUUAAAAACAAAAUUGCAGCUAUUGUCUAGCUUUCAUUUUUUGACUGAGAGCUUUAAAUUAGUCCCCUAUUAAAACAGGGAUGCUGCUCAGUCUUUUUUUUUUUUGUAAGGCCAAAUUUCAUCAUUUAUCUAAAGAGAAAAAUAUGCAAAAUAACUGGUCUUAUUAAGAGUGCAAUAUUAUAUUUUUAUGUAAAAAUAAAAAUUAAUUUUGGGGGGAUUAUUUAUUCAGCAUGAGGCUUAAUAUGUAUAUGUUUGAAACACUUCAUAAUGUGCAUGUUGUAACCAAUAUUUCUGUAAAUUAUCACAAGCUUUGAUGUCUUUGUAUACACUGCCACUUCAAUUUGGGAAUAAAUUUCAUGAAAAUAG